AUGGACAAUAAUUUAGAACACAAGUUACAGCCAUCUGAGCAGGAAUCUUAUGCAUUAAAUAAUAAACACGGCGCCAAUAACCAAAACGGCAAGUCCUACGAAUAUGCAGAAUUCAGAAAUUUUGAUACAAUAGACGUAGAAGUUAAAGACUCAUCUAAAACUUAUAACGUUGAUAAGCUUUGCUUAUCACGCGGCGUUACGAUCAAAAGGCUUCAAAAUGAGAACAAAAAAUUGAAAAACGAUUUGGAGAAAGCUGGUGUCGAUCUAGAAUCGUCUAGAAGAACGUUCGAAGCUGUAACCGGCGAGUUAAAGAAACAACUAGACGUGGCGCAGAAACGGGAAUCUGAAGGAAUAGCAGCGACGCUCGACUUGCGGUUGGAAAAUGAGAAAUUGCAUGUUUUAUUGGAAUCCAAGCAAAGUUUGGUAGACAAACUUAAGAAGGAGUUGUUGAAUGUGAAACAUGCGCUGAAGAUGGCGAUUAAAGACAUCUGCACCGUGUCCGGGGCGUCGCAGGGCUUCGAUGGUGGUCUCGAAGAUCGGCGUUCACAGAGCGCCCGGAGCUCGUGUCCCAGAAACUCCAAAGUCAAGGUCAAGGUCAGAUUCGCCGACAAUAACUCGGACUCUCUGAAGAACAGGCAAACUUAG
Cydia strobilella is the source of this 645-nucleotide messenger RNA. RefSeq lists its product as uncharacterized. The record is from RefSeq and is a predicted model, not a curated record. NCBI's taxonomy places the organism in Eukaryota, Metazoa, Arthropoda, Insecta, Lepidoptera, Tortricidae. The transcript is spliced from 2 exons. Bases 1 to 645 code for a protein of 214 amino acids.